AGUUUAUAUAUUACAUUAAAACAAUGAUAAUUUUUGAUAAUUUAUAUUUUCUUAUUAAUAAGUAUUUUAAUUGAUAUAUAUCUCAUAUGUUUUAUUUUAAAAAAUAUUUACUUCCAAAAACUUACAGAUACAAUCAACAUAACUAUAACAAAAAUCUAUGCAAAAAUAUAAAUCAAUAAAUUUACAACUACAACCAAAUCACCUACAUCAUAAAUUUUACAGAUAAAUUUCUAAAGAUAUAGUCCAAUCAGGAAUCCUAUAUGAACAUGUUUCACAUUACUCAUGGCAGCAUUGUAGUUUUCUAUUUUUUUAACAUGAAACUAGUAUUCAUUCUAGUUUCAAUCUGCAAGUAGUCUUCUUCAACUUCUACAGAGAAUCACGAGAAUGUUGUUUUUGUUGUUAUUCAUAUUGUUUCGGUCAAAGUAUUUGACAUUUUAGAAAUUCAAAUUCAAUCCAAUUCAACGAUUUGAUUUGUAAACAGGUCUUCUCGUGAUCUUUUGGUAUUAGUUUCAGGGGAGAAACCUCACGUCCGAACAUGCCUCUAUAUAUAUAACGUCGUUAGCCACACGUACUCAUCAACACAAGAAGAACUCAAAAGAUUCCAAACAAAGCAUACUAUAUUCUUACAAUCAUUCUCUGCUAACUUAGUUAAUGAUGGUUUCGAUGGAGGCUUUAGCGAUGGCAGGAGAGGAUUAUCAAGAAUGGGGACUUAGUAUUGAUGAAUAUGAGUAUCAACAAUCCGUCGUUCCAUCUCAUUUGCUUGCAGAAGAAGACUGUUCUGAAGAAGAUUCCGAAGACGAAGAUCAUGUAAAUGACGAUAAUAGAGAUUUCGAUGGCGUAGAGGCUAAACAACAUGUUACUUGUGACGUUAGAGAUUCUUCUGUUGGAAAAUUGAUUGAACAAUCUAUCUCACAUAUCAUCGUCCACCUCAAACAGAUUAAGUUAUUAACACAUCUUCUUGAGAACUUUUUGUUUAGCCAUGUUCUUGAUUUUCUUUUGUAAUUGCGUUCUGUUGGGAAUUCAUUUUUGUGUGCUUAAUAAAGAGUGAAUUGACUGUAUAAUGUAAGUAUAUAUAUAUAUAUAUAUAUAUAUAUAUAUAUAUAUAUAUUCAAUUUUAAGCAAUGGAAUCGAUUGAAAUAAAGGUAAAAGGUUAAUUUUUUUAAUUCGGUUUAUGUGGUUAUAUUUUUCUUCGAUAAAUCAUAAAACUAGUAGUGAGACGAUAACCAAACCAAAAUUCACCAACUCGCCAUCGAAAAAAAAUGUUACGAAUAACUCAUAUACGAUAGAGAAACAAACUAAAUAAACUGAAGUUCACUAAACGUAAAAGGAAGGCAUGGUCGGUCCUAACAAGAAUAGCAGAACUAAUAUCCGCCUUGACCUUGUAUCGAUUACUCGGCCCUUGUUAAUAAUCUAAUUAAAAAGUAUGUGUGUGUAAUAUUUUGCUAUAAAACUGUAAUUGGUUUCAGAUCUCAUAAAUCUUUUGACUGAGUUUAGCAUUAAUCUUUUCACAAAGUAAUUCGUCUAG
This is a messenger RNA of Brassica napus (rape), 1525 nucleotides long. RefSeq lists its product as uncharacterized. Bases 652 to 1002 code for a protein of 116 amino acids. The record is from RefSeq and is a predicted model, not a curated record. The transcript has a single exon. Lineage: Eukaryota; Viridiplantae; Streptophyta; Magnoliopsida; Brassicales; Brassicaceae.